Messenger RNA from Neoarius graeffei (lesser salmon catfish), 1230 nucleotides. It is a transcript of the gene prpf18, whose product is annotated as PRP18 pre-mRNA processing factor 18 homolog (yeast). Lineage: Eukaryota; Metazoa; Chordata; Actinopteri; Siluriformes; Ariidae. Gene Ontology annotation, biological process: generation of catalytic spliceosome for second transesterification step; RNA splicing. Gene Ontology annotation, cellular component: U2-type post-spliceosomal complex; U5 snRNP; U4/U6 x U5 tri-snRNP complex. The record is from RefSeq and is a predicted model, not a curated record. Bases 99 to 1136 code for a protein of 345 amino acids. The transcript has 10 exons.
ACCGGCUAGCAGCAGUAGCAGUGUGUAUUUUUUUUCUUGUGCUAGGAAGCGAUUUUUCACGUUUCACAAAUAAAUUAGAGAAUCGUAAGUUAUAGAUAAUGGACAUCCUGAAAGCGGAAAUUGCCCGGAAGCGGAAGUUGUUGGAACAGAAAGAGCUCGUGGAUGACACGAAGAAGUUCUUCAAGCGGGCUGACCUCGCCAGGAAGGAGGAAGAAGAGUACUACAAAAGAAGUGGAUACAGCCAGGAGAAGAAGCAGCAGCAGCAGGAGGAGACGGAGACGUCCACAUCAUCCAACCCUGUACUAGAGCUGGAGCUCACGGAGGAGAAGUUACCCAUGACCCUCUCUCGGCAGGAAGUGAUCCGGCGUCUGAGGGAGCGUGGAGAGCCGGUGCGUCUGUUUGGAGAGACCGAUUACGACGCCUUUCAGAGGCUCCGCAAGAUUGAGAUCCUCGCACCGGAAGUGAACAAGGGUUUGAGGAACGAUCUGAAGGCCGCGAUGGAUAAGAUCGAUCAGCAGUAUUUGAAUGAGAUUGUUGGAGGACAGGAAGCUGGAGAUCCAGACACACAGGAUGAUCUUAAAGUGCACGAGGAAAACACUACCAUCGAGGAGCUGGAGGCUCUGGGUGAAUCUCUGGGUACCGGCAACGAUGUGAAAGAUAUGGACGUGAUAGACAAAGUGAUGCGGUUCUUGCUGGGUGUUUGGGCUAAAGACCUGAAUAGCAGAGAGGACCAUAUUAAGCGGAGCGUACAGGGAAAGCUGGCCAGCGCAACACAGAAACAGACAGAGUCUUAUCUCAAGCCUCUGUUCAGAAAACUGCGCAAGAAGACUUUGUCUGCAGACAUUAAAGAAUCCAUCACAGACAUCAUUAAGUUCAUGCUACAGAGGGAAUACGUAAAGGCGAACGAUGCAUACCUGCAGAUGGCGAUAGGGAACGCCCCAUGGCCCAUCGGCGUCACCAUGGUGGGAAUCCACGCUCGUACCGGCCGAGAGAAGAUCUUCUCCAAGCACGUCGCUCACGUUCUCAACGACGAAACGCAAAGAAAAUACAUCCAGGGUCUGAAGAGGUUAAUGACAAUCUGUCAGAAGCAUUUCCCCACAGAUCCUUCAAAAUGUGUGGAAUACAAUGCUCUGUGACUGACGCGCGCACACGUGCUGCCAUUUCUAUUGUAAAUAAAUUGUAAAUAUUAUCAGAGCACCAGGCUGAAUAAAUAAAUGGUUUUUAAUAAGA